Molecule: messenger RNA, 3248 nt
Organism: Aspergillus caelatus
Lineage: Eukaryota; Fungi; Ascomycota; Eurotiomycetes; Eurotiales; Aspergillaceae
Product: calpain-like protease PalBory
Exons: 4
Coding region: 582-3146 (854 amino acids)
Biological process (GO): proteolysis
Molecular function (GO): calcium-dependent cysteine-type endopeptidase activity
Source: RefSeq, a predicted model, not a curated record
AAAAAGAAAAAAAAAAGAAGAACCUCAAGAAUGAUUACACCGUCCCGGCAUCCUGAACGUAAAAUGCGGGAAGGAUAGAGUCGGCAGGGCCAGGGCAGUUGCACCUCGGCGCUCUGGAUUGCGCAUGACGAAAUGAGCCGAGGUUCGUUUUAGAGACCAAUUUCUGGACAAACACCGACCUUCGAAUUCCCGUUCCUCCCCACCGACACGCUAGUGAAUGAAUCCAGCCGGCAUACUUUUGUUGUUUUGACCAACCCCCAUUCCACUGCGAGUGAAUUGAGACUAAGUUAACUUGAUGAGUACCAUUCCAUUGCCAUUCGCGAUAAUCAUCAUAGUGUUGAUUGGGUCUUCAUAAAACUUGACAAGGAAGUUUGAUCGACCUCGGAUGUCGCGCCUUCGGAAAAUUCACGGGGCCCUUCGGACGGGUCACAAGCAAGGUGUCUGACAGUUGAUUGCCCUGUUUAGUCGGAUAGACGCUAGUUCCAUUGUUAUGCCUAUCGCGGGGAAGAUCUCGGAUUGUCACGGUGUUUGAAGAUCCCAGGCGCUCAUAAAUCAAACUUACUACUGCCCCGCGUGCCAGUAUGUCUAGACCGAACGCCUCAACCCAGAAGGCCCUUAUUACUCAGGCACUGAAAGCCGAGCGUGAUGUAUCGUCCGCUACUUCUCAAAGGCAAGCUUUAGAAGCUGCCAUUGAUGCUGCUGAGCACUAUAUGAAAGCAUUGAAACUGGCAUCCGUCCAGAAAGAUAAACAUGCAUUGGAUGCAAAGUGUAAAGAAUGGCUCACAAGAGCGGAAAAGAUCAAAGAAUCCCAGGACUGGCAAGCUGCCGCCCGCGUCCAUGACAAAUCUGUUCCAGAGCCACGGUUGCCCGUAUCUACUCGUAAGCUCACCACUCGGGAGGAGAUCAUUCUUCUAGAGGGGGCCAAGUUGAAUGGCUUCAUAUUCCCUCCAUGGUCCACCUCCCCAGGCUCUGAUGAAUUCAAACGAGAGGAUGGUGAAUCCCCGUUUACCGAUAAACCCGACCUUCAUCUAUCCUAUCCUCAGAGGAAAGUUUUUGAUGGUUGGAAACGACCUUCCGAGCUUCUCGGGAAAGACACGGAAGAUGUGUACACCAGCGUGGUUCCUGUGAUGUCUGUUCCAGGGAAAACAGACCUAGUCCAGGAUAUGCUGACGGACUGUUCUGUCGUCGCCAGCCUUUGUGCUACUACAUCAAUGUUAGAACGUGGCCAAUGCACUCAUUUUCUUCCAAUGAUAUACCCUAGCCGAGGGAGCUUUCAGCCUUCACCAUCAGGCAAGUAUAUAUUCCGCUUUUAUUUCAAUGGGUGCUUUCGGAAAGUCGUCAUUGACGACCGUUUGCCAUCGUCUAAAACGUCAAGAUCACUCCACGUGAUCGACCGGAAAAAUCCCAAUUUCCUAUGGCCUGCGCUAGUAGAGAAGGCGUAUCUGAAAUUGCGUGGAGGCUAUGAUUUUCCUGGAAGCAAUUCCGGGACAGAUCUCUGGGUACUGACAGGUUGGAUCCCCGAGCAAGUCUUUCUCCAUAAUGACGAUGUGACCGGCGACCAGCUUUGGAAGCGGCUUUACAGAUCUUUUCACCACGGAGAUGUUCUCUUGACUAUAGGUACCGGUGAACUCACCGAGAGGGAACAGAGAGAACUAGGACUCGUGAGUGAGCAUGAUUAUGCCAUACUGGAUAUGAAGGAAUCUAAAGGCCGCCGUCAAUUACUCGUGAAAAAUCCUUGGGCUGGAGCAGAUACUGCCCCCGGAGACAAUAGGAGCCUCGCUGCAUCCCAGGAUCUACCCCAUAACCCGCCCUCAUUUGAACCGGGUACCUUCUGGAUGGAUUGCGAAAAGCUCCUUCAACAUUUUGAAAACCUCUAUCUGAAUUGGAACCCUGAGAUUUUCAAAUACCGCGAAGACGUCCACUUUACAUGGGACCUUAACAACGGGAGAGGCGUAGCUGGCUGUUUUGUGAAUAAUCCGCAGUUCGCAGUGUCAACUGAGAAUGCUGGGAUCGUCUGGCUACUGCUAGGCAAGCAUUUCAGAACAACUGGGCAGCCAGAACGACCUCUUGACGAAUACCAAACCAAUGAGGAGUCGGCUUUUAUUAGCAUAUACGUCUUCAACGCAGAUGGCAAACGGGUCUCUUUGAGUGACGGGGCUCUACAUCGUGGCCCCUAUGUGGAUUCCCCGAAUACGCUCAUGAGGUUAGAGAUGCCUCCCCGAACAACUUAUACAGUCGUGGUCUCCGAGCAAUCGCUGCCAUCGUUGAAUCAAAACUUUACUUUAUCUGCCUUCUCUACCUCCCCUGUACGGAUGGCAAAAGCUCAAGACAAAUACAUGUGCGUGAGGAAGGUUCAAGGGUCUUGGACACCUUCGACUGCCGGUGGAAAUGCCGAAUCUUCCAGAUAUGCACUCAAUCCCCAAUUCAGGCUGGAAAUAGAGAACGAUACAGACGUCUCACUCCUCCUGGAAUGCCCAGAUACGGAACUCGCGACCCAUGUUAAAUUAUUCUGGUCCAAUGGAAAUCGUGUGUCGCGAGUACGCAGUCGCGACAUAAUCGCUGAUAGUGGUGACUAUCGCCGUGGUGGUUCCCUUGUGGAAAAGAAGGCUCUGGAACCGGGCUCAUAUACGAUCGUCUGCUCCACAUUCGCGCCAGAUCAACUUGGCCGAUUCACGCUCUGGGUAUCCUCCUUAGUUCCUUGCAAGACGAGCCCGCUCCCACCAGAGGCAGCAGGGCGACGGACGGUCAUUUCGGAUAUUGGCAUACUGCCUCCGGGGAGAGACCGAAUGCUGGCUUCUCUGCAAGUGCCGCGGCUUACGAGGAUCAAGCUCAUUACCCGAAGUAGGCAAUCCAUCAUCGGGGGCCAUCCUGUUGGACCCUCACCCGUGCUAAUGACAGUGGAACUCGGGCAAGGGCCAUACAAACAGAUCCUGGCGACUUCGGAAGAUGGAACUCACAGUGAUGCCAUAUCAGGCGUCCGUGUUGAGGACUUUGACUUGCAGCCAGGGCUAGAGGAAAGUGGUGGUAUAUGGCUUGUUAUUGAGAGGAUUGGAGGUCCUGGAGGGCAGGUGGAGGACCAUUUUGAGGUGGAAGCUUUGGCUGAAGAGAGAGUUGAAAUUGGGGAGUGGAUACUUGAAGAUGCUUGAUCUCUUAUCCUGCAGAAGCUCUGAACGCUCUUAGUUGGGCUUCUUGGGUCGUCGUAUUUAAUAGCAUGUUAGAGUAGAAGACCAGAUACAACGAUAGACAUU